Molecule: messenger RNA, 1438 nt
Organism: Microdochium trichocladiopsis
Lineage: Eukaryota; Fungi; Ascomycota; Sordariomycetes; Xylariales; Microdochiaceae
Exons: 1
Coding region: 410-1168 (252 amino acids)
Source: RefSeq, a predicted model, not a curated record
GCAUCGAGCAGUAUUCGGCACAAUCAUAUUUCCACAGCAACCAGCCAUAUCGGCCAAGGCCAUCUUAUCGACCACCAUUGAUGUGAGUUGUUGUCCUCAUUGCAAAUCCCAAGCUCACUCCAGGCUGACCGUACACCUCCACAGACUGGACGAGAUCGCGAGCGCACCGCCAAGCUCUCGUUACGCAGGUUCCACAUCAGCAUCACCGCGUUCUUCUUUCAGCCACUCGUUCAUUGCGCAUCACAGGCCAAAAAGGCGGCGCAGGUCAACAGUGUCAGUCGACUCGCAGAUCACGGUCGACUGGGAUGUCACUGUACCGGCAAGCUACGACACGCAAGCUGCAUCGUCUAGCCCUGCGCCCCAUCAGGACCACAUCGAUCCGCAUACAGACACUCCAUCACGCCCCGAGAUGUCGAAUAGCGGGAGGAACCCGCAGCUCGAUUCGCCGCCUCUCCAGCGAGAAUACCUCGAUGUGACACCACGCCCACUGAACGGGACCGAAAAGUCCAAGCCGAAGACGAAGCAUGGAGCAGACAUCAACGCGGCUUUCAAAAAGCUGGAGGCGGACAUGGACACAGCUCUGGGCCGCAAAGGGCCACCGUCACCCAGUGCAAGCAGACAAGUGUGGGACGACUAUCUGAACAAUGCCAUGGCUCACCUGCAGAAACGAUCCCAUGAGCGAAACCGAUGGGAGCAGCUCGAAACGCUCCAGGCUGAGCAAGACAGGAUGCGCCAGGAGCCAUUCCGAUUUGUGCUGCCCGAAGGAGACGAGGGGGAGGAGGAGGAUGACUUUGUAUUUCCAGGUCGUGCCAAAGUCCUCCGGCAGCGGAAAGUCCCGCCGGUUUUGCCGCCACUGGCAAUGGAGAGCUCGCGCAAGAGAGUGAUGGAUGAUCGACCACGACAACACACUCCUAAGAAGAAUGGCCAUCCCCAGCCUGCGCCCAACGGUAGCGAUUCUGCAGAGGCAAAGACUGACAACAAGACCACCAAUACUCCGUCCAUGGCCGAGAAUGCGCGUGACUCAGCCGAUAAGGAAGGCCGACCAGGCUCUGCGAAGAAGAAGAGACUUACGGAGGAUCUGAAUUCCAACCUGGGAGCAGCGGUAAGUCAAGCUCGGCUUCUGCCAAACAAUAUCGAUUUGGGAGUGACUCACAUACUGAAACUUUGAGCAGUGGGACGCCCACGUCGAUAUUAACGGCAAUCGACCACGAAGAGCUAGUGAUAAGUUGCAGCGCUGAGUGUGUUACGUGGAGGUUGUUGGAGGUGGCGUCGGUGUAAUCAAAUAUCAGAUCGCUGCGAGAAGUAUCAGUUGGUGCCCGUUCCUUCUUUCUUCAUUUGCUAGCGCAUAAGAAACCUGAAGUUCUUGUUUAAGCCAAUUCUUGUCACCAAUAGAUCGUGAACCACUUCCAACUGGCCGAAGCGUGAUCCUGCUGUGAAG